UCUGUAACGACCUGUAAUAAAUCACAUGUAUUUUGAAAAGUCAUAUAAAACGCGUCAAAACACAGCUGAACAGUUCGAUGAGAGAUCCGAAUACUAGCUACAAUGGCAUCGAGCAGAAGCACCAGAGAAGUUCUAUUAUCAUUAGUAGAUGACAUCGAAUUAAUAGCGAAAGAGAUGAUAGAAAAUACAAUCGCUCAAAAACCUGCAAAGCUCUCAAGCACAGAACAUGCCCAGUUAACUGAAUUGCUAGUCGCCAAGGAUAAUGAAUUAAAGGCAACAUUGAAGCGGGCUGCCGAACAAGCCAUGAUCAACUUGAAGAUGGAGGCAUUGAAAGCUGAGGUAGAGAAACAAGACCAGGACAUUCAGCAAUUACAGCGACAGUUGAAAGAGGCAGAGCAGAUCCUGGCUACUGCGAUUUAUCAAGCGAAGCAAAAAUUGCAAUCUAUUGCACGUGCUAAUAAAAGACCAGUUCCUUCGGAGGAACUUAUUAAGUAUGCUCAUAGGAUAAGUGCAACUAAUGCAAUUUGUGCGCCUUUAACAUGGCAACAGGGAGAUCCUAGAAGGCCGUAUCCCACAGAUAUUGAAAUGAGAUUGGGAUAUUUGGGAAGAUUGAGUGAUCUGCCUUUAAAUGGACAGUUACUUGGAUCUCAUCCUGGUAUACCAGCUGAUUUACAUAGAGCAGGACAUCCCGCUGGAGAGCCACCUGUUUCACAAUCAAAUCAAUUUGCCUGGCAUCCAUCAGGAGAGAUUCAUAUGUCAGUCGGAGGGCAAGGAAGUGUGGCUGUGAAUACGCAUAAACAAGAAACAGAAGACGUUGAAGUUAUGUCGACAGAUUCUUCGAGUAGCUCAUCUAGUGAUUCGCAAUAGAUCUAAGUACUGAUAUACUAUUAGAAUUAAGGAUAUUAUUUUCAUAAUUCAGCUCUAGCCAUUUGUAUGAAAAAAUAAGACUCAAUUUUAAUUGUAAUCAGGAUAUUAUGGGCAAUUAAUGCAAAUCAUUUAUUAGUUUAUUAGUUUAUAUAAUAGAUAUAAUAUAAUUUAUAUAAUAGAUCUUAUUAAAAGAU
Molecule: messenger RNA, 1061 nt
Organism: Pogonomyrmex barbatus (red harvester ant)
Lineage: Eukaryota; Metazoa; Arthropoda; Insecta; Hymenoptera; Formicidae
Gene: MED4
Product: mediator complex subunit 4
Biological process (GO): regulation of transcription by RNA polymerase II
Cellular component (GO): mediator complex; core mediator complex
Molecular function (GO): transcription coregulator activity
Source: RefSeq, a predicted model, not a curated record